Pelodiscus sinensis (Chinese soft-shelled turtle) is the source of this 11331-nucleotide messenger RNA. It is a transcript of the gene STOX2, whose product is annotated as storkhead box 2. The record is from RefSeq and is a predicted model, not a curated record. Lineage: Eukaryota; Metazoa; Chordata; Testudines; Trionychidae. Gene Ontology annotation, cellular component: nucleus; cytoplasm. Gene Ontology annotation, biological process: regulation of transcription by RNA polymerase II. Gene Ontology annotation, molecular function: RNA polymerase II transcription regulatory region sequence-specific DNA binding.
GGGAUUAACCCGUUUCAUUCUAUGCAAAAAAGAAACAUCUGAAUUCAGUUUAUUUGAAUUAUUAAUUUAUAAACAUUCUUUUAAAUAUAGACGUAGAACAAUAUAACAGCGGAUAAACACAUAUUUGAAAAUGGGCUCUUUAAUCUAGCAGUGAGAGAGAUAACAUGAUCUGGUGGCUAGAAGUAAUGAGGUGUAACUUUUAACAAUGAAGGCAAUUAACCACUAGAACAAUUUCCCAAGAGUUGUGGUGGAUUCUCCAUCACGUCCAGGCUUUAAAUCAAGAUUGGAUAUUUUUCUUAAAAGAUCUGUUUUAGGAAUUAUUUUGGGUGAACUUUUGUGGUCUGUUAUACAGGAGACAUAUUAGAGGUCACAGUGGCCCCUGCUGGCCUUGCAAUCUAGAAAGAGUCAUAAUUGUGUGUGAGGAGUUUGAAGAAGUGAAGCACUAUGGAAAUUCUAAGUAUUAAUAAAUAAAUAAUAAUUAAUCGUUUGUAAUCAGAGUGAAGUUUAGUUAAACCAGAGAAGCUGAAAAUAAUAGCUAAAAAGGGAACAGCACAGAAGACCACAACACUUACUCAACUGAGUUUUAACUUUUAUGUGGCAGCAACUUGGGUGUUUUCAGACUUGUAGCUUAAGCUGAAAUGUAUCUGCUUCCCUGUCUGCCCCCACUACAUGCACUGUUGUUCUAAAAUGAUUGGCUGUGGGACUAGAAACAGCUGUAUUGAACCUUGAUUUUUAAAGAGGUUGCAGGUCUUCCUGCUGCUUAGCCAGUUGGUAGCAGUUAAGACUAGAGAAGAGAGUGAGAGCAAAGUAGCUGUUUCCAUAUAGUUUCAAGACAGCUUGAUUCCUGUGUGAUGGAAUGUGUUUGCAGCUGUCAGAUGAAUUAAUCCUUGCUAUCCUCAUUUUGACUUGCAAUCCGUUGGGUUUGUGCAGAUGGAGAAGUUCUGCAGCAAAUAUUCUUUCCAAACAAAAGAUUUUCUUUCCUUUCCUUCCCUUUAUUUUUUAUUUUUGGACUAUCCUAAAAACACAUAACUUUGUAUGUAAAUAUAUGCAAGCUGAUUAUAGGCUGGGGCAUAUGCCAAGGUUUGAAUGAACUCAAGAGUGUUUCACAUUAAAAUGUGAAGCCCUGACAGGAUCAGUGCAUCUAACUUAAGACAGCUUCUUGAUUAGCAUGAGACUGGGUGGCUGCCUUGUUUCCUGCCCUUCAAUAGCUAUUCACUGUUUUCAAAGGCGGAGAACUGUUCAGCGGAGGAGCUGUGGCAACUUGAGCAGACUAUACACGGUGGACUCACUGAGAACAAAUGUUUGGAUUUUUUGCAGUCUAGCCUCCCAAGCCUGCAGGAGCUUGUGUAUUAGAGAGGAAUAUACAUACAUCCAUUAAAACAAAUAACUGCACACACAAAAGAAACAACUGGCAAACUGCUGCAAGAGGGCAAAGGACAGAGAAGCCUCAGCCAUUAUGACCAUCUGUUUCUCCUGGAUUCUACAAGAAUACAUUUGCUGUUUCCUGUAGGUGAUAUAUGCUAGAUGUGUGAAUGAGACACAUGCACAUCCAGUGUGUAUGGAUAAGCGGUGGGUGCUGCUAACAGGAAGAUUGAUCGAAUGAUUAUUGCAGCAAUGGCUUAGGCUGCUUCUAUUGAUUCUUGGCUUGGAUCCUGAUAAGUGAAGAAAAAUGACUUUCACUGUUAUCAAAGGGUCAUUCUAAUUCUGUGAUGCUGGAGAUUUGACAGUGCUUCUUACAGUUCCUGGGUGCUCUGUGUUUCGGGUCAAAACCAAAGGCAGUGGGGCUUUCGUAAUUUGUUUGGGUCUUUUUUGUUCUGGCUCACACUUGGCUAAGCACUCCUAUGCUGAAUCGGGCUAUUGUUUGGGAUCCCAGAGCUUUUCAUGCUGCAAUACCCUACCCUUUCCCCCCCCCUUGCUUAAGAAGCCACAUAAUGUGCCUUUCCUCCACAUGAAUCUGGAAGCUAUAAGCUGGACUGAUUGCAAAUGAAGUGUAAUGCAUUGUGGGACGUGUGUAAAAUUGGAUCAUUCGAAGGGGGGGGGGAGAGAAGGAACAGACCUGCAGUUUGCUUCAUACAAGAGGUAGUGGCAAAAUGUUUGCAGAUUCUACCCAAGCUGUGCCUGUAGCAGACUAAUGAAACGAAGCAUCGCAAGCACGCUGUGAGGCCUGACUCAUGCCACUGCUGCGGGAGGAUUAGACUGCAGGUAGCCUCAAAAUGAAGAAGACACGGAGUACAACCUUACGGCGAGCCUGGCCUAGUUCAGAUUUCUCUGACCGGGCCUCAGACCGCAUGAGGUCCCGCAGUGAAAAGGACUACCGACUGCACAAACACUUCCCACCAGCUUUUAUUGCCCAGGCAUCACGGGGCUACAUGACAUCAGGUGAUGUAUCACCAAUCAGUAUGUCUCCGAUUAGUCAGUCACAGUUUAUUCCACUUGGAGAAAUCCUUUGCUUGGCCAUCUCAGCAAUGAACUCUGCACGAAAGCAAGUCACACAAGAAGCACUAAUGGAACACCUAACAACCUGCUUCCCAGGCGUGCCAACACCCAGCCCUGAAAUUCUUCGGCAUACCUUGAAUAUGCUUGUGCGAGAGAGGAAAAUAUAUCCAACUCCAGAUGGCUAUUUCAUCGUGACCCCACAGACUUAUUUUAUAACCCCAUCCCUGAUAAGAACUAACAGCAAAUGGUACCAUUUGGAUGAGAGGAUACCUGACAGGUCUCAGUGUACCUCUCCACAACAAGGAACUAUAACUCCCUCCACCUCAGGCUGCGUCAGAGAUCGAACUUUACCCAAAAACCACUGCGACUCUUGCCAUUGUUGCAGAGAAGACAUGCAUAGCAUGCAUGCGUCCACCCUACAGAGAAAAUCAGCAAAAGACUGCAAAGACUCGUAUUGCCCUCCUUCUCUAUGUCAGGUACCACCCACUGAAAAAAGUAAAAGUACUGUAAAUUUUUCUUAUAAAGCAGAGACACUCUCAAAGCCUAAAGAUGUAGAAAAGCAAUCUAAAAAAUUUGGACUGAAAUUGUUUCGGUUAAGCUUUAAAAAGGACAAGGCAAAACAGUUGGCCAAUUUCUCUGCUCAGUUUCCUCCUGAGGAAUGGCCCCUGAGGGAUGAAGACACCCCUACCACUAUACCUAGGGAGGUAGAAAUGGAGAUUAUUAAGCGCAUUAACCCAGACUUGACUGUGGAAAAUGUAAUGAGGCAUACUGCACUAAUGAAGAAACUUGAAGAAGAAAAAGCUCAAAGAAGCAAAGCUGGUUCUUCAGCUCACCAUAGUGGGCGAAGCAAAAAGAGUAGGAAUCACAGAAAGUCUCAUGGGAAAUCUCGGUCACAUAGCAAGACCCGGGUGUCCAAAGGAGACCCUUCAGAUGGUUCCCAUUUGGAUAUACCAGGUGAAAGAGAGUAUGAGUUCUAUGAUCCCCUUACUAGAUCCCCUCGGGAAGGCUGUUUCAUAAUAGAGCACAAAGGAGAUAAUUUUAUCAUGCACAGCAAUCCUAGCGUGAUUGAGUCUCACUUUCCCAUGACACCAGAAUGGGAUGUAUCUGGUGAACUGGCCAAAAGAAGAACUGAGAUGCCUUUUCCUGAACCUUCAAGGGGAAGCUCCCAUUCCAAAGUCCAUCGAAGCCACAGCCAUACACAAGAUAGAAGGUCAAGGAAUGAAAGGUCUAACAAAGCCAAGGAAAGAUCUAGAUCGAUGGAUAACUCUAAAGGACCUCUAGGUGCUGCUACUUUAGGUACACCUGAAGACGUAGCUGAAGGCUGUAGCCCAAGUGACCAAACAACUAGCCAAGCAUAUAUUGAUGACAGUACCUUAAGGCCUUCACAAUCACUCAGUCAUCAAAGGGCUCUGAUUUCAUCUGCAAAUUAUAAAGAUGCGUGUGUAUCUGAAAUAGUUAGUGGCAAUGUAGAAAGUGCCAGUUCCUGUGGCCUAUUGGAACAAAGCAAGCCUACAGAGAAUUUACCAUCUUAUAGUGAUCUCAACUCCUGCACAACAAAAUCAGCAAUUGAUGAUUAUUUUCAAUGCAACACUUCGAGUGAGACUGUACUUACUGCUCCAUCACCACUAGGGAAAAAUAAAGAGGACCAUGACACAGUGACUUUAACAGAUGGAAUCAAAAAACUUUCUCCCUCAGAAAGACAACCCCAACACAUAGCCAGAGAACCUGCAGUGCACAAAGAGGAGUCCCCUAAAGGUCCAAGUGGGGGUCCAGUUGUUGCUGGCCAGACCCCUGAGGUGAUUGCAAAUGGGCGGCUGGUUCAGCAUCAUAACGCUGAAUCAAGCAGUCUGGACAAAAGGAAAGAAAUAUUUAGCAAAGAUACACUUUUUAAACCCCUGCACAAUACACUCUCUGUGAAUAGUUAUCACAAGUCCAGUGUGCCCCUACUCAAACCCCAUCAAAAGACAGCCUCUGACACACUGCCAAUCCGAUGUGAGAAAUUUGAACAAACUAUAGUAACCUCAGCUCCACAAGUUUUACCCGUUUCACAGAGACAGCAAGAGUCAGUUGGGAACCAGGAAGCCACCUUUGAUUAUUACAAUGUUUCCGAUGAUGAUGACUCAGAGGAAGGAACAAACAAAAAUGCUGAGGAAGAAAAAAACAGGGAUGAUGUGGGCACUAUGCAGUGGCUGCUCGAGCGGGAAAAGGAAAGGGAUCUGCAAAGAAAGUUUGAGAAGAAUCUCACUCUUCUCACCCCAAAGGAAACUGAAAACAGCAGCAACCAGAGAGCCACCCAUUCAGCUCGACUGGACAGUAUGGACAGCAGCAGCAUUACUGUAGACAGCGGGUUCAAUUCGCCACGUACUCGAGAGAGCCUGGCUUCCAACACUUCAAGUAUUGUUGAAAGUAAUAGACGUCAGAACCCAGCCCUGAGUCCUGCACAUGUUGGUGCAGGUCCAAUGUUCAGCUUUCGAGCAACUGCAGAUCCUCCAACAAGUGAAGCUGAAAAACUGCAGAAACCUGCUAACUGCCUACAAGCUUCUGUUACUAGUGUUUGAUAGUCAUUCUGCCUCUGUUCUUCUGUCUCAUCCGAUACAGCAAAGUUUACGACACUGGGACUGAUGUUUACAUCUUUGGAAAUAACAAGCAUCUCAUCCACGGUUUUUGUGCUUGCUUUAAACUGUGCUGCUAUGUAGUGAAAACAAAGAAAUCUUAAUUUCAAGGUAUUGCUUUUCACAUUUGCAGCUCUGUAGCAACAGACUAGCAGUAGGGAUAAUAUGUACACCUUUGCUUCACUUAAUUGUAACUGAGCACAUAUAUGAAAGUCUAGACACUGUAAGUGUAAUCUGCAUUUUCAAUGUCCAUGCAGUUGCCAAUUCCAUUUAAAAAUGCCACAGAUGUGUGAUGCCCCCGUGAGUGGUUAAACUUGGCCACAGAGUUGAUCCUUUUAUUUAAAAAAUUGAGCCACCACUAAAUAUAAACAGCUAGGUCACCUUGAGGGAAAACAAAGCCAAACAUGAUUAGUAAAGACCUAGCUCUGCCUGUGAAUUAUUUAUACAUCAGUCAUUUUCACUGUGAGUUUUUGACACACAAUUUUGCAAGAAUCUAUAAAAAGCAAGUCAAAAGAGGUCAUGUUUUAAGUCUGUUGGGUGGGAAUUAAGGGGGAAAUGCUGCAUUUAAUUUUUAUUGUUUCAAAAGUAUAUGAGAUGCUUGUCUUAAACUUACUAUGUUAACCUUCCAGAAUUGCAAACAGAGAUGUAGGCCUUUUAAUUCAGGUGAAAGAAGGGGAUGUCUAACAGUGUUUGAGGCAAAGCAAAUAGUUACAGAAAAGGUGGAGGGGUGGGUUUAAUCAAAUGUUUGAGGUGAUGGUCUCAUUAGUGUGGCACAUCUGGUAUUCCAACUUCCUGUUAAUAGAAUAAUCAGACUAUCAAUGUGUUUGAGCAAAAGAGAAGUUGUGUGUGGUACAAAUGCCAAAUGUGGCCUGAAGAGUUGAUUUCUUUCUAAUGGAAGGACAUAAUUCUAUUUUAGAUAGCUUUUAAGUAGAAUGCCUAAAUUAGGCUGUUGAAAAUAGCAUGCAUUGUAGUGGUUAUCAAAGGAGAAUUUUAGAGAAUUAUAAACUUCAGGCCUUUUAGUCAAUGGAUAUAAUUUACAAUUCAACAUUGUACGGACAUAAAUAGCUUUUAAAAUUACACAUGAUUAGAAAUGAAAUGUGUUCAAGAAAUCCUAAUUCUGCAGGUGUGGCAUAUUUUAUUUGUACUCCCUUAAAUUGUUAUUCCAAAGUAAUUUAUGCUAAAUGAUUACGCCAGAGUAACUUCUUACAGAUAGGCUAACUCCGAGUAAUUUUUAGGUAUAAAGGACCAUGUUCUGCUCUGUUACUCAUGCACAUGUAUACAGCAGCAAGCUGUCUCCAAAAGGUCCCAUAGUUGCUAUUUUAUCAGAACUGGAAGAAAAGCUAAAACAUUAAGAAAGAUGUUUAGCAACGUAAAUAUUUACCCUGUCUUUUGUUGGUACCCAAGUAUUACACCCCUCAGCACAUAAUAAAAAAAAUAUUUUCUUCAGUUUCUGGUGACAUGUAUAACUUGUAUAAACCAUUUGAGCUUGACUCAUGUUUUGUAUUGUCAUCAGAAUGAAUCUUUAGUAAAGAUGCAGCUUUAUAUUACAUAGUUGGAUAUAGCUUACAUACAAAUGAAAAGGCUUUAUAACUCUGGACUUGAUUGGCUUCUGAUUCUGUGAGGUAUAGCACACAGAACCUUUCUCUGUAAUGCACACAACUAACUGUUUUCCUUAUUUUUAUGCAUAAAUUCCAUUUCAUCAGAGCAAUAAGGCCUUUCAGUGCACAUAAGGGAAAUUACUGUAUUGUGCUUCUUAGUUGGUUAAAAUCACUUGGCCCUCUAGCCUCCUGCCUUAUCAUACCUUCCAAGCCAUGCUAUAAUGACCUAAUAAUACAUUGCCUGUCACAUCUUAUUGCUUAAAUAUAUACCUUCAGGAUUGCUUAUUACAUGCCGACUUCAGAGUCUUUUUUGUGAGGCGUCGUUGCAUACAAUACAGUGGCUGACUGUGAUUUUUUGUUUCUGAGAUAUGCUCUGAUGUUAGUAAUAUGUAUCAAUUCAGUAAAUAAAAAUGUUUGAACAAUAUCUUAACUUAUAGCUGAUUAUCUGAAACUACAAAUUGCAGUAUUAAAAUGUGAACAACAAAGACAAAGUUUACUUCUUUGGGGAAAACGUUUUUUAUGUUAUAAACUUAUUAAAAUUUAUACAGGUACAGAAGACAUCCUUUCAGAGAAAUAACAUAGUAUCUAUUUUAAAACUUUACAAUAUGUGAUUUCCCAUAAGCCAACAGACAACAUAAAAUGUCAUAUUAAUGUUGACAUGGCAUACUACUGGUAUUAAUGUAACUCGGAAUAUGGAAUGUAAACAGAAGUUUCAAAUAGAAACAUUCUGAUCUUUGAUUUUCAAAAAAAUUCAACAAGGGACUAUAAAGAAAUUCCUAGUAACAAAACCAUAGGAGUAAAGCAUGUGUUACCUUAAUCCUUCAAUGAAAUCAUAGCCUUGUAUUACUUGGUUGUUUAUCUAUCAUUCUUCUUACUAUUUAAAAGUUUACAGAAUUACAUUAGGUUGAAUCUCUGUGUUGUGUCAACUUUAAAGGGUCAACACAAAUCUGUUGGCAUUUUGCACACUUUAAUAUGUAUUAUUAUAAUACAACAUGUUACUUUUAUGGUGAUUUUUUUACAUAUAUAACUACCUCCAUGAAUUUGAUGAAAUGCAGCAACAUAAAGUGUAUUAUAAAAAGCAAGGUUAAAAAAAAUUCUGAAUCCUAAAGUUAUGGUGUUCUCUUAUGUGUCAGUGUUUGCAUUACAAAAUCAUUAUGUUUUCAUUGCUAUGAUUUUCUUUUACUGUAUUAAAUUUGGCUUUCAGUUUAAUAAUUUGAGUUUUUGAUAAGGCCACAUAGUUUUGUUAAUAGUAACCGGAAGUCUAAUACCUUCUUUUAUCUCGCCUUUACUGCUAAAGAUUUUAUCUAGUAGAAAAUCAUAAUACUAAUUGUAAUUUAGCAGAUUAUUAUUCCCACGGGGUAUGAAAUAUGAUGGGCAGUUUGGGGUAUAACAAAAGACACACCAGGUAUUAUUUUUUUGCCAAUCUUCAAACACUUUGUGCCCUAUUCUGCCUUCACUUAUACCAGCAUAUCAAAUCAGACCUCUUAAGUGGCAGGAGUUGUGCACUAUCCCACUGUCAUUUAAAUGAUGUGCGCUUCAUUUUCUAAAUUCCAUGCAUCUUAGAUACUUGCUUCCAUUGAAAAUAAUGAUAAAACUAAUUGACUUUACUGAAAUUAGUAUCAGGGACCCUGAGUAAGAUAUAUAUUGAGAUGUCCCUCCUGCAAAGAAGCUGGGCAGACUUCCAAUAAAUAAGGGAUUAACUGUAGAUUUAUAAACAAUUACAAGUUGCCUUUUAAAAAAAACUAGAAAAAUUUCAAAUACCAGGGAAAAUAAGUGAAAGCUGCCCCUUAGCAGUUCUAAUUUAUGUACAAAACCUGCGUUAAUCAUGACUUUUUUUACAUUACUCAGCUGUAAAUUAGUCUGCAAUCAUUAGAUGACUCAAUUUUGCUUUGUAAGUAUUUCCAUUUUUAAAAAAUAAGAGAAUAGUACUCAGCAGAGCGGAGUAAAAUGCUUGCAUUGUAGAAAGCAAUUCUCAUCCCCAUUCAAACAGUAAAAUCUAUUUGAAAACAAAGUUUUUAAUUAAAAAAACUUGGUCUUCUUGCCGGUGGUGGUAGUUUAUUUUUGGAAAAAAUAGAAAUCAUGAACAAUAUUUGAAGCCCAUCAUAAACUAUUAUUAUAUUUUGCACUUACAGCUCAUGCCUUUUACUUGAGAAUCUCAAAGCACUUCACAAACUAUUAAUUCAGCCUCACAAGCCUGUGAGGUAGGCAAAUUUCAUUAUCCCUAUUUUACUCACUGACAUAUUGAAACAUAGAAAAGUUGUGAUAUAUCCAAGACCACUCAGAGUCAAUGAAGUGCUAAUCAAACUGUUUCUUUAUUUCAGUUGAGUCAUGAUAAUAGUUUUAAUGUUUUAAUAUUUAACCAAAGUGCUUAAUGUUUACAUUAGAAAGAGAUUCUUCUGAGGUGUUAAAUUUAUUAGAGUAGGAGAGAAACUAGUUUAUAGUCCUGCAAUGGUUUUGAUAUUGGAAGUGCCAAAAAACAUUCACAUUUCAGCAAUAGGGCUGCUGCCAAUAGUGGUGUCAGAAGUCAAUUUUAACUAAAAACAUGUUUUUCAAAUACAUUUUACAGGACUUUCCUGAAAGUGAUACAUCAAAUUGCUAUCCUGAGUAAAUAGAUAGUCUUAAUCUAGUGUCACGCCAUCAUUUACAAUCCUCUCUGCUCCUCUGAAGAAGACAGUAUAGUAUUAAAGAGAAAUGCUGCAAUUUUUUACAUAAUUCCUUUAAACAUAUAUACUUAAAUGUUACCCUUAAUAUAUUAAUGCGUCAGAAUUUCCUGUUAAUAUACAGCAUGCCCAGCUGGAAUUGUUGAAGUGACACUGGUGUAAAAGAAGAAGAAGGGGGUUAUCACUUUUUUUCUUUUGGUAGCAGCAUUCCCAAUUUUUUGCUUUACACAGGUUAUAUCUGGAAUAACCCUACUGGUUUACACUGGGGUGACUGAGAUUAGACUCAAUCUUUAACUCCAUUGGAGCUUUGUUCUGAUCUAAGGAUUUUUGUUUCUUUCUCUGGGUUGAAUAUGUAGGAGAGGCAGAAGGCCACUUACACCUGGAUUUGAAAAUGUGACUUUGGUUGAAUAAACAGAUGUUUCUCCUAUAUAAGAAAUCUGUAGUGAAAUGCACGGUGAGCAAGCCUCCUACCCCCCUGGUCUGGAUACUAAUGCACAACCAUCUGUUUUGCACAAUGGAAGGGCAAAUCUCUGUUCAGUAUAUUGCACUCAUCAAGCUGUACAGUCGAUAAGAGCCACCCAAAGGAUGCCCAUGUGAAAGUAUGAAAGGUCUGAACAGGGCUGUUAAAGUAAUUGGCCCAGAUGUUACUUUUAAACAUAAAGGAGACUUAGUUUAAAGGGAUCAUACUUCUGCAGGUAACUUUCUGUGAGUGACUGAAUGUGACUGUCGCAUUAGGUUAAAAUGAGUUAAUAAAUGCAAGUGGGACUUACUGUAUGUUAGAAGGGAGUUUUGCAGCCAAGACUGCCUUGUAUAAAUGUGUUUGCACUGAAAAUAAAUUUUAAAAAUUACUUGGUCUCUGGUUGCUGUAAAGGUCAUCCAAGAUGGAUGUUCUGUUUAUAUUGUAUAGUAUUUCAUAUGAAAUAAUUACAGUUCAUGAAAUGUCUUCCCUAAUGUUACUGAUUUAUAACAGCACAUUUGUAACAUGGUUUUUAUUGUGUCAGUGUACCAUAUUGUAAAUGAUGAUAACUUGUCAUGCUUAGUAUAAUAAUUUAAAGGAGAAAAGGACAGGGAUUUUUGUAAGUCUAUAUAUUUGAAAGUCCCUCCAUAUGGUAAUAUUGUGUACAUGUUGUUUAUGUAGUGUUGUGUGAAAUAUCCAUUUUGGAUUGUGUUACUUUUUAAGAUAUUAAAUAACAUUUGGUUAUAUGUUUUCAGUGAUUUUUUGGGCUCCUUCAGGGAAUGUGGAGGGCACGUGUCUUCUCAAGUUACAUCCAGUGUUUCUUGCCCUCAUUUAGUAAAUGCAAAAAAUAAAGGUAAUUGCGGCUUAAUAUUUUUAUGGAUACUGAAUGAAAUUGCUAUGAUCAUAUCAUAGAAUCAGAAGACACCCCUGGGCAUCAUCAAGUCCAAUAUAGCAGAACCAAGCACCAUCUAGACCAGCAGUGGGAAAUAAAACUGCGGCGGUUUGCCAGGCUUAGCCCCUGGUGGGCUUGUGCUGCUAUAUUUAUGUAUGCCUCCGCAGGUACGGGUGAUUGGAACUUCUGACCAAUGGGAGCUGUGGAAAGCAGCGUGGACUGGGACAUAGUUUCCUGCAGCUCCAAUUGGCUGGGAACAGCAAUCCGUAGCCAACAGGAACUGCAGUUGCUCGUACCUGAGGAGGCACAGGUGUAUAUAUAUUAGCACUGGCCUGCUAGGGGUGCUAACUCUGGCAUACUGGAUCGGGCCCAUAGUACAGUAUUUGCCCAUCCCGAUCUAGACCGUUCCUGACAGGUGUGUGUCUAACCGGCAUUUAAAUAUCUUCAGUGAUGGAAAUCCACAUCAUUAUUUCUAGUACUAGAGAAGCAAUAGUGAAAACUAAACAUAGGUAUUGGAAUUAAAACUCCCAAUUUGAAUUGGACAACUUCAGUGAGCACAUUUAUUAUUGAAUUUACAAAAAUAUAGUUCAGGUAGAUCAGACUUCUAUGAGAUGGAAAAUCCUUUAAAGCAUUGCAAUGUCAACUGGAAACAAAUGUCUCUUUUCCUUUUUCUUUU